Messenger RNA from Fonsecaea erecta, 843 nucleotides. RefSeq lists its product as hypothetical. The coding region runs from base 1 to 843 and encodes 280 amino acids. Lineage: Eukaryota; Fungi; Ascomycota; Eurotiomycetes; Chaetothyriales; Herpotrichiellaceae. The record is from RefSeq and is a predicted model, not a curated record. The transcript has a single exon.
AUGCCUCCUGCCUCAGCCGUCUUCGUUCAAGACAAUCUGCUUCCUCUGGAGUUCGUCUCUCUCGGCCGCUUCGUGCUUAACACCCAAGAGCCCAACCACAGUUACCGAGACCCAGCAGAAAAGGCCCAGGAGGCAGAAAAACCACAGUCAAACGUCCGUGACAUCCUCCGGAGAUCUAAAGGCACCUCCCUCUACGCCAAACUCAGCGGUCUCUUUGAGGCAAAGACCGACCAGGAGGCCGCGAGCGACGUCUUCUGGUCAACACGCCACACCAAGACGGUUCAGCAGCUAGAUUCGGACGGCUACUUUGCCAAGGCGUGUGCAGAACCAGAAACUCGGAAGUGGCUGGAGAAAGCGCUCGAGAAUGGCAGAGACGUGUACAUGAUGGUAGGGUACGCAACCGCGUUCAAUGCCACGGUCUCAGAUCAGGUCACGGCGAAGAAGAAGACGGAGAUUGUCAGCCAGGCGCCCGUGAAGGAGAUGAUGACAGCAAUGACAGGCAACCCUGCCCCGACAGUCAUGGUCAAGAAUCCUGUCGUCGGGGGGGAGACGCGCGACAAUAUGGAGCAUAAGAGAGCCUUCAAGGCAGAUGGAGAGCAGGUGUUCGCGAUUCAGUACAGGAAGUUGAUGUUCCGCUUCUUCAGCAGCAAGAAUCUGGACAAAGGGUUCCUUGAAGAAGAAUCGCGGUGGAAGCUAUACUGGGCACUGAUGGGUGGGGAGGAGGAAGAGGAUGAUGAUGUUGUGGAGGCGACGCUGGAUGGUGACUUUGGGCAUGCGGUGGAAGGUUUCGAGGGUUGGCAGGAUCAAGCGGACGGUGUUUCAUAUUUCGUUCGUGGGAACUAA